Spirometra erinaceieuropaei is the source of this 2707-nucleotide messenger RNA. Lineage: Eukaryota; Metazoa; Platyhelminthes; Cestoda; Diphyllobothriidea; Diphyllobothriidae. The record is from the annotation of a GenBank genome assembly.
AUGCCGACACUUAAACUUUUUAAAAGAACCUGGAAAUAUGCGGAAGACGAAUUUGUUACGUCCAGUCUGGUGUUUGCUUUGAUUCGAUUAAUAUUGUAAGUUCUCCGCGUAUGUGCUUAUAAAAACUAGGGUCUUGGUCGCAGGAAUAUUAUUGUUUGGACCACAAACACGGCCACAUAUUGACGUUCCAGGCGCGGAGGUUGGCUUUCGAUUUAAUUUAUAAAGCUGAAGGAAAUUUUCAUUACUACGACAGUAAUCUGCUCAGUACAAAUUUGCACGUAUGUUGCUAUGUUAAUCAUCAGUUCUCGGGGAGGAGUGAUGCAAACAGAGAGGAGAAAAGCUCUGCAGCCUGUCAUGGUGUUCCAUAUGUUUCUGUUGCCAACAGAAUUUGUCUUUUACUGUUUAUCAAUAUGGAAAAGCAGUGAAACGGUAUCGCAGGAGUCUUCGGUAUGUAUCGAUAUACUAUUUAAAAGUAUUUGGUGACUGUGACGAAAGUUUCAUAUAGCUUCCAUCCAAGACCUAUAAGUCUCUUGAGGCGCAGCAGUCAUGUUUAACUUCAUUGGAGGUUUUAGCCUAAAGCUCAAGCUUAAUCGGAUGCUUUUUGCAUUUGAAUUUGCAGGGGUGCAAAUUUUAGACGGGUAUAGUCCACAGCAUUCAAAACAAGCGCAGUGCUUUACAGUAGGCAUCCCAUCACCUAGAUUACAGCAGCUAUUACGGAUCAUGCAUUAUCGUUUUGUUGGAAAAAUAAAAUAUGCGACAAUAGUAAAUGACACCCACGAGUUAAACAUUCUUUCAUUGUUUAUUUCUUUUGUCCUAUAAACGAAUGCUGUGAGUAAAUUUAUGAACUUUUGUUGACUACCUGUACACUGUUACUGAAAGGCUUAAAUAUAUUCUUAUCCACGUGCGUUAAUUUCGCCUACCACCUCGAAACUGUCUUAGUACUUUUUGCGAACGAAUCCAAUAAGCAAUUACACAGGAAGAAUUUCAGCGAAAAAGCUUUUUUUAUUUGCAGGACUGCUGCGUAUUUUUGUAGCCAAACCCAUCCGAUAAUGCAAAGUCCUGCAAGUAAUAAAAUGCACACCUGUUAGUAACCGAUUGUGGAAAUUCUUAAAUUAUAUAUCUUAGAGAAGGCACUGUCAGCUAGUAAGAAACGGCAUCUUCAGUGUAACUUUACUUGAAAGGAAAUGGAAAUCGUCUCUAGUUACAGUACGUCCGUGAGAAUUUAUGGAUUUGUAUUUCUAAGCUAACAGUCUUUGGUUCCCUUAUAAAUGUCAGCGUUUCUCGCGUAAAUUAUAUGCACCAUUUAGGAUCAUGAAUUUUUUGUUCUUCACUUUCAACCAUUUGUUAUACUUAUGUCUAUGGGACAUAGUUGACAAGUCCAUUGAAUAAGAAAAUAUUUUAAACUGAUCUUCGAAAUCUUCGAAUGCCGUUCUAAGCCGAAGAAGGCAGGGAUUAAUUGCAGUUUAAGCAAGUACUAAUUGUUACCCAUCCAGCAUAUUAGGCAACCGAAACAUAUACAUAAUUAAUUCAGAAAUAUGUUCAUUGAUUCCAUUCAGCCAGCGUUAACAGCAGUUAUUUGUUGGUGCGCGAUCGGCAUGGCCCUCGUCUUAUUUUCACUUCUUGGAUGGGUGCGACAUUAUGACAAAAACGGCGCAGAAAAGUACAAGUUCUUCAAAACUUUCUACUAUGACAAAAAAACGAGUCAUGAAUUAACAGGCGACAUGGAAACACUUUUGAAGAAGAUGCACGAGAUAUCUCUUGAGAAAUGGACGAAUUUUGUUCGUCAAAAGGUGGCCGAAUUGACGGAACCUGAUGAGGAAAUGAGGCAGGAAGCUAUAGAAGAAGCCUCUUCAACUCUUGCUGAUUAUAUGUCGGUAAAUGCUAGUGACGUUUAGGUUUAUGUAAUGACCAUACAUUUUUUCUAAAAGGUUUCUUAUUUAUAACUGCAAAAUUCAAAAAAGAUUUAAUUCAGUCGCCUCCUGCCUAUUAAGACUGGUGAAACGUCUCUACCUCUAUGCAUGUAGUUCGGUAAAUUACAUUUCUGACAUGAUUAUCAUUUUGAUUUUGGUCAAAAUAUGAUUAAUACUUUUUGCAACUCAGAAUGCAGUCAAGACUUUCGCAUAUUUUGAUGACAAAUCAUAAUCUUAUUUGCCUCUCUGUAAUUUAAUAGCAUUUAUAAGAGCAAUGAAUAAAAAUCAACGAUUUCAAUUUGGUUGCAAAUAAAAACGUUCAUAAAGAAAUAAGUUUUGAACACUUCAAAACUAUCGCCUGUACAAAAUCAGACCUGUUAUCGUCUAAUCUUUGUGAUUUUUACUAUUAUUACAUUUGAAAACAAGGAACACCUGCUCACACCUUAAAAUGUGAAUAAUACUAGACACUAAAGCCACUUAGUUUAAAUAUAUCAGAAUAUGACAGUCUUUGAAACAAGGUAUCCUAAAUGCAGUAGCUGGCGGCUUUACUUUGAGAAGGUUGCUUUUAUUAUUCGGCCUUACAGGAUCUGGAUCUGACGAGAUCUGAUGUUUUUAUGGGUCUUCUGCUUCUGAGGUGGCAAUCAGCGCAGUGGAUUGGAAACAAGUCGGCCCUAGAUGCUCAAUACGUUCUAGAUAAUACUGAUCCAAUAACCACCGACGUGGCUGCUGAGGUAAUUCAUAAACAAAAGACAAACAAUGAUUCAACCGAAACUAUGGUUGGUACGCAAUUUACCUAG